Cynoglossus semilaevis (tongue sole) is the source of this 1864-nucleotide messenger RNA. RefSeq names its product cleavage stimulation factor, 3' pre-RNA, subunit 1 (gene cstf1). The coding region runs from base 237 to 1532 and encodes 431 amino acids. Gene Ontology annotation, biological process: mRNA 3'-end processing. The record is from RefSeq and is a predicted model, not a curated record. Gene Ontology annotation, cellular component: mRNA cleavage stimulating factor complex. NCBI's taxonomy places the organism in Eukaryota, Metazoa, Chordata, Actinopteri, Pleuronectiformes, Cynoglossidae. The transcript is spliced from 6 exons. Gene Ontology annotation, molecular function: RNA binding; protein binding.
GAAAGGUGGACCUGCCAACCAAAAGCUAAAUACAACUACUUGCCGGUUGGUGGCGGUAGUGCACUAACUGUCGUUUGCCGUGGUGCGCGAAGAAGCGAAGAAAAACAGACUUCUCCCUUGUAGGCUUGGGUGUUCAAUACAGUUACGUUCAACUCUGCACGUUUUGGUUUAUGUUUCGUGGAGCCAUUGAGAUUUCACAGGCACCUUAGCUGUUCACACUGAUCUCAACGGCAACCAUGUAUCGUCCUAAACCUACCCUGAAGGACCGACAACACCUGUAUAGGCUGAUCAUCAGCCAGCUGCUUUAUGAUGGAUACACCAACAUCGCUAAUGGUCUGAUUAAUGAGGUCAAGCCACAGAGUGUGGUCUCACCCUCAGAGCAGCUGAUGCAGCUGGCCAAGAUAGGCAUGGAUAAUGAUGACAGUGCAGUUCAGUAUGCCAUUGGCCGCUCAGAUACUGUAGCACCAGGAGUGGGUAUUGAUCUGGAAUUUGACGCUGAUGUCCAGACCAUGUCUCCAGAGGCCUCAGAGUAUGAGACCUGCUACGUCACGUCUCAUAAGGGUCCAUGCCGUAUCGCCACCUACAGUCGCGAUGGCCAGCUCAUUGCCACAGGUUCUGCCGAUGCCUCUAUAAAAAUCCUUGAUACUGAGCGCAUGCUGGCAAAGAGUGCCAUGCCUAUAGAGGUGAUGAUGAAUGAGACAGCUCAGCAAAACAUGGAGAACCACCCUGUCAUUCGAACGCUGUAUGACCAUGUUGAUGAAGUUACGUGUCUUGCCUUCCAUCCAACUGAACAGAUUCUUGCUUCUGGCUCAAGAGAUUAUACCCUUAAACUCUUUGACUACUCAAAGCCUUCAGCAAAACGGGCAUUUAAGCAUGUUCAGGAGGCAGAAAUGCUGCGGUCAAUUUCAUUCCAUCCUUCUGGUGACUUCCUGUUGGUUGGCACGCAGCAUCCCACUCUCCGUCUCUAUGAUGUCAACACUUUCCAGUGCUUUGUGUCCUGCAACCCUCUGGAUCAGCACACAGACACCAUAAGCUGCGUCAACUAUAACCCCACAGCCAACAGCUACGUCACCUGUAGCAAGGACGGCAGCAUCAAGUUGUGGGAUGGUGUUUCUAAUCGCUGUGUAACCACCUUUGAGAAAGCCCACGACGGCGGGGAGGUCUGCUCCGCCUUCUUUUCAAAGAACUCCAAAUACAUUCUCUCCAGUGGCAAGGACUCAGUGGUGAAGCUGUGGGAGAUCUCCACCGGACGAACACUUGUCAAAUACACAGGUGCAGGCUUGAGUGGCCGUCAGAUGCAUCGCACACAGGGUGUCUUCAACCACACAGAGGACUAUGUGCUCCUGCCAGAUGAGCGCACCAUCAGCCUGUGCUGCUGGGAUUCUCGUACAGCCGAGAGGAAAAACCUGCUGUCAUUGGGACACAACAACAUUGUGCGCUGUAUUGUCCACUCACCCACCAAUCCUGGCUUCAUGACUUGCAGUGAUGACUUCAGGGCUCGCUUCUGGUACCGCCGCACCACCACAGACUGACAGACUGUCAUUCAGUAUAUAAUGCAACAGAAACCGUGAUGUCACAAUAUCCUGGUGACAAGUGUUUAGCAAAGGAGGUUGCAAAAACAGGUAUCAUUUUUGUACUAUUCUUUCUACCUGACUUGUUUUGAUGAACUCAUUCUUUGUUUUACUGUUCCUUCCCAAUUCACAUUAGUAGAAACGUGAAAAGCAAAAAUAUAGUUUUACCAAAUUGGAUACUGAAGUAAGGUUCAAAAACUGACCGUAGUACACAAAUGACCUUUUUAUGCUAAAGUUAUUGCUGUUUGUAAAAUUUAUUUUUGACUUAAUAAACUAUGAAGCACGGGCAGUUA